AUGAAUUUUUCAGACAAUGAGGCGGAUGACACAUCAAGCGUUGAAAGCACCUCAACUACAGACAAUACAUCUCGUAGUGAGACCCCUACUAAUUCACGUGUAAAGAAACGCCGGCGCGGUAAGAAGAAAGUAACGAAACAAGUCAAACCACCAUACAAGUUUAAUUGUAGUGCAAAAGAGGACCAUGGACAACCAUUGUUUGGUUGUCAAUUUAACCACCAUUUGGGAGAUGGAGAACCAAAUAUAUUUGCUGUAGUAGGAAGCAACAGAGUGUCUAUUUAUGAAUGCCCAGAGUCAGGAGGAUUUAAAUUCCUGCAGUGCUAUGCUGAUCCCGAUGUUGAUGAAACAUUUUACACAUGUGCAUGGUCCUAUGAAGAAGAAACUAACCUACCCCUUUUAGCUGUUGCUGGGUCAAGAGAUUUCUCAACGCGUGACAUACACAGGAAUUAUGUUGAUUGCGUAAGAUGGAUGGGUGAUUUAAUUUUAUCUAAGUCUUGUGAGAACGCUAUAAUUUGUUGGAAGCCUGGCCGCCUGGAGGAUGCGGAGCCCAGGCCGGGAGAUGCGGCUGUCACCGUUGUGCACCGCUUCGACUAUAAGGAAUGCGAGAUUUGGUUCAUACGCUUCGCAGUCGACUACAGCCAGCGGGUGAUAGCGUUGGGCAACCAGUGCGGGAAGACGAUGGUGUGGGAACUUGGCAACGUGGCGGGUGGUUCGCGCGUCUCGCAGCUGGUUCACCCGCGGUGCGUUGCCGCAGUGCGACAGGUCACGCUGUCGCGUAACGGUACAGUGCUGUUGACUUGCUGCGACGACGGCACCAUCUGGCGAUGGGACCGGGUCAACAACAGGAACAAU
Messenger RNA from Iphiclides podalirius (scarce swallowtail), 852 nucleotides. Lineage: Eukaryota; Metazoa; Arthropoda; Insecta; Lepidoptera; Papilionidae. The record is from the annotation of a GenBank genome assembly.